CACCGGGGUGGCGGGGUGGUGCCUCGGCCCUUUGGCCCUCGUCUCCUUCCUGUUUGCUCGCCGUGUGUGGGGAGGCCCCUCGUUCUGACCAGGAGCCCUCUGGGCCCACGCCGGCAGCAGCCCCGGCUCGGGGGGGGGGGCGGGCAUGUGAGUGAUGGGCCACUUGCCCCCCUGUCCCGGGCUGACCUCUGCCGGAGACAGAGAAGAGCGGGUGCUGGCCGGCCACGCAGAUUCCCCGCUGGGCCCCAGCCAAAGCGUUUGUUUAGCUUCCCAGCUGGGGGUGAGGCCAGCCGCAGCGAGUUCCCUGGGAGCAGCCGCUUGACGGGACGGUGCAAUGCACAGCCUCUCCUCGGGCUGGGCCAGCACUCAGCCCCCGCUCGGGCCGCGGAGAGGUUGCCUCUCUGCCAGCAGCAGCAGCAGCCCCCCCCCCCCCGCCGGGAGGCCCGGCACGGCUCCUGUGGGGCCCUGAGCGAGAUCCCCGGCACGGAAGCCACUCCGGGGCAGCCUGAGGCUGCUGGGGCCCCCGGCGUGGAGUAGGGCCGGGCCCGGCAGAGACCGCAGCCGGGGCCGGGCAGCUUCAGCAUCUGCGUCCGACAGACCCUGGCUGCCAGCAGCAGCAGCAGGGCAGCAAGUCCUGGGAGCUGCUGCCCCGAGUCUUCUGCUCCCGUGGGGCGAUGCUGCCCUCCAAGCAGCAGGGCUCCCCGGGCCCCUCUCCGAGCCCCUCACCCUGCGACUCGCCCGUCCUCUUCAGGAAGAUGAUGAUGAACCAAAGCAUUCGCCUCCGGCGGCGCUUCACCGUCGCCCACCCGCUUGGCUUUGACCUGGAGAAUGGCUUCCCUCCAAACUGCUGCCCGCUGGACCCCCAGGCCAACCCGGGGCUGGGGCUGGGGCUGGGGCUGGUGCUGCCGGGCGCCCCCCCACACGGCCAGCGGCGGGAGUCCUUCCUCUAUCGCUCGGACAGCGACUACGACCUCUCGCCCAAAGCCAUGUCCCGCAACUCCUCCGUGGCCAGCGACAUGCAUGGAGAAGACCUGAUCGUCACCCCUUUUGCACAGGUUCUGGCCAGCCUGAGGACUGUGCGGAGCAACUUUGCCCUCCUGACGCACAUGCAAGAGCGCGUCGCCCACAAGAGAGCAACGGGCGGCGGCGGCAGCAACCCUCCUGCGCCCUCCCCGUGCCGGGCCAGCCUCUCAGAGGAUGCCUACCAAAAGCUGGCCGUGGAGACCCUGGAGGAGCUGGACUGGUGCCUGGACCAGCUGGAGACCCUGCAGACCCGCCACUCGGUCAGCGAGAUGGCUUCCAACAAGUUCAAGCGGAUGCUCAACCGAGAGCUCACCCAUCUGUCAGAGACCAGCCGCUCGGGGAACCAAGUCUCCGAGUACAUUUGCAACACUUUCCUGGACAAGCAGCACGAGGUGGAGAUCCCGGCCCCCGCCGGCCCCAAGGAGAAGGAGGAGGCCCGGCGGCCCAUGUCGCAGAUCAGCGGCGUGAAGAAGCUGACGCACGGCUCGAGUUUCGGCUGCGCGGCCAUCCCUCGCUUCGGGGUCAAGACGGACCAGGAGGCGCUCCUGGCGAAGGAAGUGGAAGACGUGAACAAGUGGGGUCUGGACGUGUUCAAGAUCUCCGAGUAUUCCGGCCAGCGGCCACUGACCGUCCUCAUGUACAGCAUCUUCCAGGAAAGGGAGCUUUUGAAAUCUUUCCAGAUCCCCGCAGACACUUUCAUCACCUUCAUGAUGACCCUGGAAGACCACUACCACGCUGACGUCGCCUAUCACAACAACGUGCACGCAGCCGAUGUGGCUCAGUCCACCCACGUCCUCCUCUCCAUGCCGGCUCUGGAGGCUGUCUUCACCGACCUGGAGAUCUUGGCCGCCAUCUUUGCCGCGGCCAUUCACGACGUCGACCACCCCGGUGUCUCCAACCAAUUCCUGAUCAACACCAACUCGGAGCUGGCGCUGAUGUACAACGACGCCUCGGUGCUGGAGAACCACCAUCUGGCCGUCGGCUUCAAGCUCCUGCAAGAGGAGAACUGCGACAUCUUCCAGAACCUCUCCAAGAAGCAGUGGCAGUCUCUGCGCAAGAUGGCGAUUGACAUGGUGCUGGCGACGGACAUGUCCAAGCACAUGAGCCUGCUGGCUGACCUGAAGACGAUGGUGGAGACCAAGAAGGUGACCAGCCUGGGGGUCCUGCUCUUAGACAACUACUCAGACCGCAUCCAGGUCCUGCAAAACAUCGUCCACUGCGCCGACCUCAGCAACCCAACCAAGCGGCUGGAACUCUACCGCCAGUGGACGGACCGCAUCAUGGUGGAAUUCUUCCACCAGGGGGACCGAGAGCGGGAGAAGGGCAUGGAGAUCAGCCCCAUGUGUGACAAGCACAACGCCUCGAUUGAGAAGUCCCAGGUGGGGUUCAUCGACUACAUCGCCCACCCGCUGUGGGAAACCUGGGCGGAUCUGGUCCAUCCAGAUGCCCAAGAAAUCCUGGACACCCUAGAAGACAACCGGGAGUGGUACCAGAGCAUGGUCCCUCGCAGCCCCUCGCCGCCCCCAGAGGAGCUGGGCUCCGAGAAGUUCCCGUUCGCGCUGACCCUGGAGGAAGAGGAAGGAGAAGGAUCCGGCACGGAGCAGGAGGUCGGGAGUCCGCUGGAGGAGGACAGCAGCGAGUCCCGAACCGUGGGCACCCCCGACGACUCGGAGUCGGCCAACGAGCAGCCGCCCUCCCCCGCCACGGACCGAGCGGGCAGCCCCCACAGGAACGCCCUGGUCAAGCAGAAGGAGGCCUUGGACUUGGAUAACCGAAGGACGCUCUCGCAGCCCAGCAGAGGGAGCACGGCCGGGGCAGAGCCCUGCCUGGACCAGGAAGGGAACGUCACCUUCGCGCCCCUUGGGACGACGUAGUGGGCAGAGGCACUCCUGACGCUCCAUCCUGGGGGGCAGGGGGCGGAGAGGGGUGGGGGUCCAACGGGGAGAUCUGGGUGCCUUGCUUCCUUCCGCUUCUGGCUCUGCCCCCGUCACAAGCCGCGGGGGCCACUGGGGCCAUUUCCUCCCCCAAGCAGUCUGUGGGAGAAUGCCAGGUCUGAACUGCAGGGUGUUUCUCAGGGGGGGCCCCACACCGUGGGUGGGUCUUCCUCCCAGCUCUUCCCAGCCAUGGCACCUGGAGGAGGAGAACCACCCCCGCCCCCUCCCAUCCGCCUCUCAACACCCCCCUCCAUUGGGCUGCCGCUUGGACAAGGCCAGCUCUGCGUUUUCAGGCAAGCCGAGGGGCCAUAGCCGCUCAGUGGCUGCUGCCGGUCAGAGCAGACAGUGCUGAGCUGGAUGGAGCAAGGCUCUGACUCAGCUCCCGGCAGCUUCAGAGGUUGAUUCUCCUCUUCUUCCAGAGUGGGAACUGAGCAGGAAAAGAGUCCACCCCCCACCUGCAGCUCUCCUCAGCAUCACCAAAGCCAGCCUCCUCACAGCCUUGAGAUACAAAGCCCACCCCUUGGGUUUGUCCUCCUUGGCCAAAUUCAGCCUUCAGAAGGGAGGCAGAAGAGCGGCGGAGAACUUGCAGGCAAAUUACCUCGCUCCCUUUUCUCCUCCGUAGAAAUACUUAUAGAAAGCUGUAAAGAUCCACCAUAGUUUUCAAAUCUUUUGUAAGCCCAUGUUCUGAGUGGGAAACAUUACGCUUUCCGGGGAAAGCGUCGGAUUUUGUGAUAUCUCCGUGAUUUCCCCUUUGGGUUUCUUGAGAACGAAAUGGAGAGAAGAUCCGUGUUUUUGCCAUCCUUAAUUAAACUGCCUCCCAGGCGCAUCACCUCUCUGGCAAGCGAGAGUUUUGCUGGAGAGCUUUCCAGACAAUAUCACGUUUCUCACUGGGAAAGCAAACCAGGAGAUCGGACUGCUCCAAACCCUUGGCCUCCUCUUCUGCAGCCUGAAGAAACGAUGGCCCGCUUCCAGAGGUCUCUUCGGGGUGACCCCUCCACUGAAGCAAACUGUGGGUGCCUUCGGAUGCACGGAGAGCGGCUGGCGACUGUCUCACGGGAGCCUUUUGCUUUUGCUUUUGAGGAGACCACCACGGACACCCUCUGCCCCCAGGGGCCCCUGUGGUUUUUUAAAAAGGGGGUUUCAACCCUAAAUCCCACAGAAUGGGGAAGACUUUCCAAGCCGACUUUCGGAUCUGGAGAGGAGGGCCUGUUUGGGGGCUCCAAGCCAGGCUGGUCUGAUCCGUGAGUUGCGCACACCCCGCCGCCUCCUUUUUCUGCCACCAGACGCAGACGCGCUGUGUCCCUCUAGCCCUGGGAUUUCUGCUUCACGCGUCCUGCGGUGGUUUCUGCAAAGGAGCGGUGUUACAAAUGGAGAUCGGCUGCUGAAAGAAGGGCACCGGUCAUUCCAGGCCAAAUCUCCACUCCGGCCAUCAAAUUCGAUAUUCUUGUGCGCACAAGGUCCGCCUACCCCGUAACCAGGAUGGGUCAACUGAUGUGUUGAUCUGCUGUCUGGUGGUGGGGACGGUGGGCGGGGAGACGUGCCUGUGAGGCUUGAGGGGGUUCAUCGCCCCUGUUUCGCAGAGUGUCAUCAGGUGACAACGUUAGCCGUGGAACUGACUGCCACCACAAAUAGCCGGGGGGGGGGGUGCUGCCAGAAGAUGGAGACGGGAGGUUGGACGGGAGAACCUUUCCAGACCACUUGAUGGCCACUGAAGGAACCGAAAUGGCCCUCGCGUGGCUGGGACUGUUUUGCACCUCUGUCUAAUUUAAGAAUGGGGGCUUCAGGGAGUGUGUCCGGGGAAGGACUCUGUGGGCCUCUCUGGGCUCAGAAUAUCCCGUCCCCCGUCCCUCCACAGACCUCCUGGGAAGGGGGAUGCCAUGUCAUGGUUGGCAGAGCGAACACCUUUAACUUAUUUGCAGUGGGGGAAGCGGGUGUGGGGUGCGUUUUGUUUUGUUUUUUAGAGCAAAACCCCCACUGCAGUUUCAUGGUUAAUAAUAAUAAUAAUAAUAAUAAUAAUAAUAAUAAUAAUAAUAAUAUAAGAGUGAGGAGCAUAAUAUCCCUGCCCACCCAUGUUUCGUUCCUAGAAACUGGUAUUACUGUCACUUGCACUCAGAAAUGCUGCAGUCUGUAGAAUCCUGUUGUUGCUGUUGCUGAUGUUGCUGGUUUUUUCACGUUGCACUUGCGUUUGCUGAGCUGCCGCUCCUCAGUGGCAGGCUUGGGCUACCAGCUUCUUUGUGGAAUAAGCACCGUCAUAAUUACAGGGAAGAGACCAUG
This is a messenger RNA of Hemicordylus capensis (graceful crag lizard), 5231 nucleotides long. RefSeq names its product cAMP-specific 3',5'-cyclic phosphodiesterase 4C-like. The transcript is spliced from 15 exons. The coding region runs from base 675 to 2897 and encodes 740 amino acids. The record is from RefSeq and is a predicted model, not a curated record. NCBI's taxonomy places the organism in Eukaryota, Metazoa, Chordata, Lepidosauria, Squamata, Cordylidae. Gene Ontology annotation, molecular function: 3',5'-cyclic-AMP phosphodiesterase activity. Gene Ontology annotation, cellular component: perinuclear region of cytoplasm; cytosol; nucleus. Gene Ontology annotation, biological process: signal transduction.